Manis pentadactyla (Chinese pangolin) is the source of this 1268-nucleotide messenger RNA. RefSeq names its product C-X-C motif chemokine receptor 3 (gene CXCR3). Gene Ontology annotation, molecular function: C-X-C chemokine receptor activity. Gene Ontology annotation, biological process: G protein-coupled receptor signaling pathway; inflammatory response; immune response. The coding region runs from base 110 to 1204 and encodes 364 amino acids. Gene Ontology annotation, cellular component: membrane. The transcript has 2 exons. Lineage: Eukaryota; Metazoa; Chordata; Mammalia; Pholidota; Manidae. The record is from RefSeq and is a predicted model, not a curated record.
AGAGCCACCAGAGGUUUGGGUGAGGAAGUCGAGAUUGUAGGGGUGUGGCAGGAGCCCCAGAUGAGGAAUUGGGAACCCAACUUGGCCACCAACUUGCAGAUGACCACAGAUGAGCGAGCGCCAAGAGUUCCAAGCCUCAGAUCUUGUCCUCUUCCUGGAAAACUGUAGCUCUUCCUAUGACUACGGAGAGAAUGAGAAUGACUCCUGCUGUGCCUCCCCACCCUGCCCCCAGGACUUCAGCCUGAACUUUGACCGGGCUUUUCUGCCAGUGCUUUAUGGCCUCCUCUUCGUGCUGGGGCUGCUGGGCAAUGGCGCCGUGGUGGCGGUGCUACUGAGCCAGCGGGCAGCCCGCAGCAGCACCGACACCUUUCUGCUCCACCUGGCCGUGGCUGAUGCCCUGCUGGUGCUGACCCUCCCACUCUGGGCAGUGGACACAGCCGUCCAGUGGGUCUUCGGCUCCGGCCUCUGCAAAGUGGCAGGUGCCCUUUUCAACAUCAACUUCUACGCAGGGGCCCUCCUGCUGGCCUGCAUCAGCUUUGACCGGUACCUGAGCAUUGUACAUGCCACCCAGCUCUACCGCCGGGGGCCCCCAACCCGCGUGGCCCUCACCUGCAUGGUUGUCUGGGGCCUCUGUCUGCUCUUUGCCCUGCCAGACUUCAUCUUCCUGUCAGCCCACCAUGACGAGCGCCUCAACGCCACACACUGCCAGUACAACUUCCCGCAGGUGGGCCGCUCUGCUUUGCGCCUUCUGCAGCUGGUUGCUGGUUUCCUGCUGCCCCUGCUGGUCAUGGCCUACUGCUAUGCCCGCAUCCUGGCUGUGCUGCUGGUCUCCAGGGGCCAGCGGCGGCUGCGAGCCAUGCGGCUAGUGGUAGUGGUGGUGGUGGCCUUUGCCCUCUGCUGGACCCCCUACCACCUGGUAGCCCUGGUGGACACCCUCAUGGACCUGGGGGCCCUGGCCCGCAACUGUGGCCGAGAAAGUCAUGUGGAUGUGGCCAAGUCUGUCACCUCAGGCCUGGGCUAUAUGCACUGCUGCCUCAACCCACUGCUCUAUGCCUUUGUGGGGGUCAAGUUCCGCGAGCGUAUGUGGAUGGUACUUAUGCGCCUGGGCUGCCCCGAGCAGAGAGGCCACCAGCGGCAGCCACCGUCUUCCCGCAAGGAUUCUUCCUGGUCUGAGACCACAGAGGCCUCUUACUCAGGCUUGUGAGGCUGGAUGGGGGUUCCCCUUUCACUAUGCAGCCUGACUUGCCCCCCACAGCAUGCUCCUCCCC